ACUGUGACGCGCUUUGCUGAUAUGCUGCUGAAGGCAGUAAAAGGGACUCGGUUCGACACUCAGAAGCUCGCCGUCACACUCAAACUUUAUUGUUCAGAGCAGUUUGUCAGCAUGUCAUUGGGUCAAAGCCCACGCAGAAUCCCAGCCACGGUUCUGGGCUCCAUGGCGUUCGGGGGGCGCGCGGACGCGGACACGAGCGCGAAGAUGGUGAGGGUGUUUUUGGAGCGCGGGCACAGCGAGCUGGACAGCGCGUUCAUGUACACAGACGGGGAGGCGGAGACUCUGAUCGGGGCGAUGCAGCUUCCUCCGGCGGUUCGAAUUUCCACCAAAGCGAACCCCUGGGAUGGUAAGACGCUGAAGCCGGAGAGCGUGCGCUCUCAACUGGAGACGUCGCUCAAGAGGCUGCGCGCUCAAAGCAUCGACAUUUUCUACUUACAUGCUCCAGACCAUGAGAAUCCUAUCCUGGACACGCUGAGAACCUGCAAUGAGCUGUACAAAGAGGGAAAGUUUAAAGAGUUCGGCUUAUCCAACUACGCCUCGUGGGAAGUAGCUGAAAUCCACUCCAUCUGCAAACACAACAGCUGGGUCCUUCCCACCGUCUACCAGGGCAUGUACAACGCUAUCACGCGACAAGUGGAGACGGAACUGCUGCCAUGUCUGCGACACUUCGGUAUGCGUUUCUAUGCAUACAAUCCCCUGGCAGGAGGCCUGCUUACCGGAAAAUACCAGUACGAGGAUAAAGAUGGUGCUGAGCCUUCAGGACGCUUCUUUGGAAAUACAUGGGCUGCUGUUUACAGAGACAGGUAUUGGAAAAGGAGCCAUUUCGACGCUAUAGAAGGAGUCCUGAAGGGCCUCGACACGGCGUAUGGUGCUGAGAAGCCGAGCUUAACUUCAGCCGCUAUACGCUGGAUGUAUCAUCACUCUCAGCUCAAGGGUGAACGUGGAGAUGCCGUGAUCAUCGGGAUGUCCACCAUGGAGCAGCUCCUGGUGAAUUUAGCAGCAACUGAAGAAGGUCCUCUAAAGCAGGAAGUGGUGGACGCUUUUAACCGUGGCUGGGAUUUAGUGACUCACGAAUGUCCUAACUACUUCCGCUAGAGAUGUGACGGACCUGAGGGGAAACUGCAGACACCUCGAGUUACACCUGUAAACGAGGACCAUCUACUAUAACCUUAUUAAUCCCUGAGCUAUAUUCUAUAAAAAGGAGUUAUAAUCUACAGGGACUUGACCAGAAAUGCCUUUGAUUCUAUUCAUGUUUAAUAAUUCAAGCUGAAUUUGGAAUUUUUUGUAAUUUAGCACUUAUUUUUGAUGUCACUGGUAAACAAUUUGUUUUUUUUUUAUUUUUUAAAUAUAAAGAUUAAACAUGUAAUCCCAUCUCAGCACACCUAAAGUAAGUAAACUGUCAUCUUGUCAUGUAGUAUAUUAUUUGGGACGUUGAAAGGCUCGAACAACUGUAUGGAUCAGUCGUAUAAAACAUUUGGGUCAGGAAUUACAUAACACGCUGAAUAAAAAUUUGCACAAA
Molecule: messenger RNA, 1519 nt
Organism: Neoarius graeffei (lesser salmon catfish)
Lineage: Eukaryota; Metazoa; Chordata; Actinopteri; Siluriformes; Ariidae
Product: aflatoxin B1 aldehyde reductase member 4-like
Exons: 7
Coding region: 22-1095 (357 amino acids)
Source: RefSeq, a predicted model, not a curated record